This is a messenger RNA of Cucumis melo (muskmelon), 1592 nucleotides long. Its product is annotated as shikimate kinase, chloroplastic-like. The record is from RefSeq and is a predicted model, not a curated record. The transcript has 12 exons. Bases 328 to 1224 code for a protein of 298 amino acids. Gene Ontology annotation, cellular component: chloroplast. NCBI's taxonomy places the organism in Eukaryota, Viridiplantae, Streptophyta, Magnoliopsida, Cucurbitales, Cucurbitaceae. Gene Ontology annotation, molecular function: shikimate kinase activity.
UUCAAACUCCAAAUUCCAUCGCCAAUCCAAUCCAAAGGUAAAACAUUUUUAUUUACCUUUCCAAAUAUAUAUAUAUAUAAAAAUAUCUUCCAUCACAUAGUUGCUGCGACGAAGUUUCGGGUACCGGAGCUGAGAAAGACGGAGGCAUUGCGAACCGGAGGAGUGUCUUCAGAGAAAUCCGACUUUCAAAUUCUUCUCUGUCUUCAUCCUCUUCGAUGAAUGGACUGAGAAUCUAACGUGAUGACCUUCGGGUUUGCAGUGGUGUGAAAUUAUUUUUCUUAUUUGUUCUUGAAAUUUGGUGAAAUUUGAGCUGCUGUGCCAGUAAGUAUGGAGACUACGGUAAUGCAGCAGUUGCAGUUUUCGCCAUGGAUUCACUCGAAGAGUGUUUCUGCAAAACCGAAGGGUUCGCUGCAUUUCCCUCGGAGAUUAGCGGAGCAGGAUAUAUUGCAGGCCCCAUUUUCAUUCGAUUUACGAGUGUCGAGACAUUCAAAUCAUCGGAGAACCGUUGCUUUGAAAAUCUCCUGUUCUUAUAAGAACUCUUCAGUGUUGGAAUCUGGAAACCAUUGUGCGUCUGUUGAUGAGUCUUUGGCUAUACAGAGGAAGUCCCGGGAGAUUGAGUCAUAUUUAAAUGGGCGCUCUAUAUAUCUUGUUGGAAUGAUGGGCUCCGGAAAAACAACUGUGGGAAAAGUCUUGUCAAAUGCACUUGGUUACUCCUUUUCUGAUAGUGAUUCAUUGGUGGAAGAAGACACAGGAAUUUCUGUAGCUGAAAUUUUCAAGGUCUAUGGGGAGGACUUCUUUAGAGAAAGGGAGACGGAAGCAUUGAGGAAGUUAUCUUUGAUGCGCCAGUUUGUUAUUUCCACCGGCGGAGGUGCCGUAACGAGAUCGAUAAACUGGAAAUAUAUGCAUAAAGGCAUCAGUGUUUGGUUGGAUGUGCCUUUAGAAGCCUUGGUUAAGAGAAUUUCAGCUGUAGGAACCAAUUCUCGUCCUCUUUUGCAUCAUGAUUCAACUGAUGCAUACUCAAAGACCCUCGUCCGUUUAUCUACUCUUCUGGAAGAGAGGGGCGAAGCAUAUGCCAACGCUGAAGUCACAGUUUCCUGCGAAAAAAUUGCAGCCAAACUGGGUACUAAAGAUGUAUCGAAUGUCACGCCUAUGGCCAUAGCAAUCGAGGCACUUGAACAAAUCGAGAUCUUUUUGAAGAGAGAAGAUGGUUAUUGUGCAAUUUGAUGACCACAAAAGAAAAAAAAUGAUUCAUUUAGGUACAUAUGAAUAACGGCAAUGAGUGGAAACAAAAUCGAUUCUUUCAUUAUUUCUGGGUAAUCUUCUUUAUCAAGUAUCAAGGCAUGUUUCAGUUUCACUCAAGGCUGUCCCAUUUGUUCUUCAUCUCAUCUCAUAAGUGUGUUUGGUCUAGUGUAGAGUAUUACAGUGCAUCAUCUUAAAAUGUUGAAUGGUUAUAAGUUUCUAAGCAUAUGGAGAAAAAAAAUAAUUAGACAUUAGAGUUGUAUUUGAAAGAGUUGUGGAAUUCAUCUAAGUUAAGAACUGAAUGAUAUCAUUUAUUAAAGGUUAUAUUAUUGAAAUACCCCUAAAUUAGAUUA